This is a messenger RNA of Pieris macdunnoughi, 1047 nucleotides long. The record is from the annotation of a GenBank genome assembly. NCBI's taxonomy places the organism in Eukaryota, Metazoa, Arthropoda, Insecta, Lepidoptera, Pieridae.
AUGGCUAAUCAUUAUGAGGUGCCCAAUUGGGCAGGAAAACCACCAACAGGCCUUCAUUUAGAUGUUUUAAAAGGUGACAAGUUGAUACAGAAACUUAUGAUUGAUGAGAAGAAAUGCUACCUCUUUGGAAGAAACCCUCAAAUGAAUGACUUUUGCAUUGACCAUGCAAGUUGUUCAAGGGUUCAUGCAGCUUUUGUAUAUCAUAAAAACUUGAAUAGAGCAUUUUUAGUGGAUUUGGGAAGUACACAUGGCACAUAUAUUGGUAAAAUGCGUCUGGAGCCAAACAAGCCAACACAAUUACCUAUUGACUCAAAUUUUCACUUUGGUGCAUCAACAAGGAAUUAUAUUAUAAGAGAAAGGCCAACUGGUAAUUCUAGAGGUAUCAUGGAGGAAUUGCCCAAUACUGAAACAGAAGGUGCCUUAUUAGGGCUUCCAGAGACACAGACUGAAUUAGAUAACUUAACAGAAUUCAACACAGCACACAACAGAAGGAUCUCUAUGUUGGGAAUCCCGACGAACGAUGAUGCAGAUGUAAUAAAGCCUCCAACUGGUACGAAGCGAGCAUCCACAAUGCCAAGUGGAGCUCCUAAGAAGCAGAAACGGAAUGUGUCAUUCAAUGAAGAGGUGGAUAUAAUAAAUCCAGAAGACAUUGAUCCUUCUGUGGGUCGCUUUAGGAAUCUGGUGCGGUCAACUAUAGUACCCAAUUCCAGUAUACCAUCUAAGAAGAUCAAACUACACAAUCCCGAUGAAAUUCACAUACACCACUCCCUCCGCCUGCAAGAGAUAUCUCGCAGCACCAACUUGUACUCGGAUUUGCCGGCGCCUACGUCGUCGCCAUUCAGCCUUAUUGGAGCCAGGUUCGGUAUAUCAUUACCAAAUCCAGCUCCAGAUGUGGAAAUGGAAGGCCCCGAGCCGCAUCUCAGCGUACAUCCGCCGCUGCCAAAUUCAGCUCCCGAAGAGGCAGCAGCAUCGUCAAACGAGCCCAAAAGGAAGAAAUACGCAAAAGAAGCGUGGCCCGGACGGAAACCGGGACUUAUAUCUGUGUGA